AAGCCACCAGCCCUGGGAAGGAAGCGUUUUUUCGGGCGGGGGGGGGGGGGGAGGGAAGUUUCUCCGCCCGGGGCGGCUGCAGAACUUCCUCCUCCUCCUCUCCCUCCUCAUCUUCCUCCUCCUCCGCCCGGAGCCGCGCCCCGCGGCUGCUGAAGGGGGACGCAAGGGACACAGAGCUGCAGCGAUGCAGAGCAUCAAGUGCGUGGUGGUGGGUGACGGGGCGGUGGGGAAGACCUGCCUGCUCAUCUGCUACACCACCAAUGCCUUCCCCAAGGAGUACAUCCCCACUGUCUUCGACAACUACAGUGCCCAGAACACGGUGGAUGGCAGGACUAUAAACCUGAACCUGUGGGACACAGCCGGCCAGGAGGAGUACGACCGCCUCCGGACGCUUUCCUACCCCCAGACCAAUGUCUUCAUCAUCUGCUUCUCCAUCGCCAGCCCGCCCUCCUACGAGAAUGUCAAGCAUAAGUGGUACCCGGAGGUGUGCCACCACUGCCCCAGUGUGCCCAUCCUCCUUGUUGGCACCAAGAAGGAUCUGAGAAACAACGCUGAGACCAUGAAGCGGCUCAAGGAGCAGAACCAGGCGCCCAUCACCACCCAGCAAGGCAUCAGCCUCUCCAAGCAGAUCCGUGCUGUCAAGUACCUGGAGUGCUCGGCACUCAACCAGGAGGGCAUCAAGGAUGUCUUCACCGAGGCUGUGAGGGCUGUGCUCAACCCCAUCCCAGCCAAACCCAAGAAGCCCUGCGUGCUCUUAUGAUGGGGCUGCUGGUGACCAGCAAGAGACAAUCCUGCCCCUUGCCCUGGUGCUUCCAGACCCUCCUGCCCAUCCCAGCACCUCUUGAGCCUUGCUGCACCCCUAGGGAUGGUGGGAUGGGGGCCACCAGCCCGAAGCU
Messenger RNA from Cuculus canorus (common cuckoo), 896 nucleotides. RefSeq names its product ras homolog family member G (gene RHOG). Gene Ontology annotation, molecular function: protein kinase binding; GTPase activity; GTP binding. Gene Ontology annotation, cellular component: cytoskeleton; plasma membrane; cell projection. Lineage: Eukaryota; Metazoa; Chordata; Aves; Cuculiformes; Cuculidae. Bases 185 to 760 code for a protein of 191 amino acids. The transcript is spliced from 2 exons. The record is from RefSeq and is a predicted model, not a curated record. Gene Ontology annotation, biological process: small GTPase-mediated signal transduction; regulation of actin cytoskeleton organization; regulation of cell shape.